Messenger RNA from Sphaeramia orbicularis (orbiculate cardinalfish), 1802 nucleotides. RefSeq lists its product as uncharacterized. NCBI's taxonomy places the organism in Eukaryota, Metazoa, Chordata, Actinopteri, Kurtiformes, Apogonidae. Bases 108 to 1715 code for a protein of 535 amino acids. The transcript is spliced from 4 exons. The record is from RefSeq and is a predicted model, not a curated record.
ACAACACGGGGGUGUUCUCAGUGCGUGUCGGUCCCCACUCAUUAUGCCCACACCACCACCACCGUGUUUCGCGUGAACAUCCCACUCGCCCAUUUGAUUGGUGGCUGAUGCGCGCGGGGAUGGGCACAAUUCUGCAGGAGCGAGUGCCACAACAAUGUCUGCAGAGGGUUUCCACCAGGGAGGCGGAAUGGAAGAAGAAGGCGCCGUGGAGCAACAACAACAGGCCUAAUGCGACCAGCAACAAAAUGGGCAGGAGGCAGUCACAAAGGAAGCCGCUGCAGCCACAGUACAUGCUCCCCAGCCAAGAAAAUAACAAUAGGCUGCAGCAAAGGAAGAAGCACAAGCCUCACACACCUUCAACCAAAAGCAACAUGUCCAAACACAGUGCUCAGGGCCCCUCAGAGUCCAGGUCCCCUGCAGAGGACUGGGUGGAGCCAAAGGUGCAGCAUCCGCCCAGAGACCAGAAGCUGACGGCGUUCAGAGCGAGGAGACACACGGCAGCAUUUCCCUGUCGUCAUCUGUCGGACUCCAGCCCUGACCUGCUGCAGGGUCUGUCCCCCCACAGGCAGGGUGGAGGUCUGAGCACGCUCGGAGACGGCGACAGUGACUCCGACCUGUCAGAGUCAGAGAGACUUCCUGUGUCGCCCUGUCAUCGCGUUCCCCCGAAGCUCGACCUGCGUCCGGAGGUCAUCGAAGCUGAUCCCACCUCCGCCCCCACCUCCCACUGCAGACCCAGAAGCCACUGCCACGGGGAUUUUAACUUCCCAGACUUCCUCCCUCCACCUUUUAAUUCCUGGAGUCUCAGUCAGCUGGCGGUUUUCUACAACAUGGAGGGCCGCGCGGCGCCUCGGCCCCGCCCCGUUGGCCCUUUGGAGCGGUACCUGGAGAGGCUGCUGCAGCUGGAGUGGAACCAGAUCCAGACUGUUCAGGAGGAAAGUGGGAAACCUGCUGGUUCGGAGGUGAUAUCCAGCUGCCACAAAGCGCCCGCUGCCGCCUCGUCACGCCUCAGCUCUCCAAAGUGCAUCCUGCAGUGUCAGCGCGCCUUCCCCCUCACCUUCCUGUCCUCUCUGGCCAGUCACUCGGCCCUGCUCUCCGGCUGCUCCUGCACCCUCUGCCGGAUCCGCUACUCCACCUGCUCCACCUCCUGCUGCCGCUCCGCCCACAUCCAGACCCGCCACUCCAGACUGAGCCCCAUGAUGGACCGCAGGGGGCCCGGGUCGCUCCCCAAAAGGAGCUACAGCGAGAGCCGGGUGCACCCCUCUGCGGACCGGGCCUCCAGGACUCAGCGGUUCAGCAGUCCCGUGAGGACCAGCAGCAGCCAUAUGAAGCGAAUGCAGGCGGUGGGAAACAUCCGAAACCCCGUCCAAGGUGCUAAUAACAACAACAAGCUUCAGUCCACUGCCAGAGACCAGAGCGUCAGAGCCGGAAGGGAACAUCCUGGAUUGAGGGGGGAUGUGUUGGACUUCAGGACUGGGGGGUUUAGGAGAAGGAGCGGCUCAGAGCAGAGGAAAACCGGCUCAGAACGGCAACAUAACGCCUCAGAGAAAAGACGGAGCGGGUCUGAGUGUAGAAGAGGAGGUGAACGCAGGAGAAACACUGACCUCCGGGAGAUUAAACCAGACGCUGUCGCUGCAAUAAUGGACAAUUUACCAGGAACCAAACACUCUCCUGUAAACAGACCCAACAGAAGCAAACAGGUGGAAUUUAUAACAUAGGAGUCAACUCAAAGUCAGAGUUUUCUCUAGAUGUUUCACUGCAAAAAUCCAAAUCUUACCAAGUGUAUUUUUCUCAUUUCUAGUCCA